AGUUUUGACCGUGCUUAUCUGUGCCAUAAAACAUCGAUCCUAAUUGGCAGUUAUCUGGAUUUUUUUUUAAUCUGCCGACCUCCCGUUUUUGAACUAUGGUCACUAAAUGAAGGGGUUCUGGCCUGCGAAGGCCCGUGCAUUCCUUCAAUUGGAUGGGGAGCGAGGACAGUGACUCUGGCGAUCUCGAGAAUAGGAGGGAAUGUUGACCAGGGAGCACCGCUAAGGCCGAUCAGAGGAGCAGGAACCGGAGCCCGGGCUGAGACCUCAAAAAGCCGGAUCCGGACGGUGGCUCCGGAACGGCUGGAAGUGGAAGAUGGAGGAGCCAGAGGAACCUGAGGACAGUGCGCAGUCCCUGCCCCCGGUUUACAUCUACAGUCCCGAGUAUGUUAGCAUGUGCGAUUCCUUGGCCAAAGUCCCCAAACGGGCCAGUAUGGUACAUUCUUUGAUUGAAGCAUAUGCACUGCUUAAGCAAAUGAGAAUAGUUAAGCCCAAAGUGGCGUCCAUGGAAGAGAUGGCCACCUUCCACACUGAUGCCUAUCUGCAGCAUCUUCAGAAGGUCAGCCAAGAAGGAGAUGAUGAUCAUCCAGACUCCAUAGAAUAUGGUCUAGGUUAUGACUGUCCAGCUACUGAAGGGAUAUUUGACUACGCAGCAGCUGUGGGAGGAGCUACAAUCACAGCUGCCCAGUGCUUGAUUGAUGGAAUGUGCAAAGUAGCGAUUAACUGGUCCGGAGGGUGGCAUCAUGCAAAGAAAGAUGAAGCAUCUGGUUUUUGUUAUCUCAAUGAUGUUGUCCUGGGAAUAUUACGAUUGCGACGGAAAUUUGACCGUAUUCUCUAUGUGGAUUUGGAUCUGCACCAUGGAGAUGGUGUAGAAGAUGCCUUCAGUUUCACCUCUAAAGUCAUGACGGUGUCCCUGCACAAAUUCUCCCCAGGAUUUUUCCCAGGAACAGGUGAUGUAUCUGAUGUUGGCCUAGGGAAGGGACGGUACUACAGUGUGAAUGUGCCCAUUCAAGAUGGCAUACAGGAUGAGAAGUAUUACCACAUCUAUGAAAGUGUAUUAAAGGAGGUAUACAUAGCCUUUAAUCCCAAAGCGGUGGUCUUACAGCUGGGCGCUGAUACAAUAGCUGGGGAUCCCAUGUGCUCCUUUAACAUGACUCCAGUGGGAAUUGGCAGGUGUCUUAAGUACAUCCUCCAGUGGCAAUUGGCAACGCUCAUUUUGGGAGGAGGAGGCUAUAACCUUGCCAACACAGCUCGAUGCUGGACAUACUUGACCGGGGUCAUCCUAGGAAAAACACUAUCCUCUGAGAUCCCAGAUCAUGAGUUUUUCACAGCAUAUGGUCCUGAUUAUGUGCUGGAAAUCACGCCAAGUUGCCGGCCAGACCGAAAUGAGCCCCACCGAGUCCAGCAAAUCCUCAACUACAUCAAAGCCAUGAGGAUAAGUUCAAAGGCAGGAUUGAUUCCAAGACAGACUGACCAUUUGCUUCAGGGCUUUUGGAAGAACUUUGGAGCAGUAUUGUGGAGGAUAUCUUAAGCCAAUUUGCAUGACUUCAGGGAAUCUGAAGCAUGUGGUCUAGUUGACAAAAAGAGAUCAGGUUUCCAGAGCUGAAGAGCAGUGCCUAUAAUGAAGACAGCGUGUUUAUGCGAGCAGUGUGUGGAAUUUGUGACUGCAGGGGAAAUUUGGAAGAAAUUACUUCCUGAAAAUUUCCAAGGGGCACCAAGUGGCAGCUGGCCUCCUGGGGUGAGGCAGGCAAGCACCCCAGAGGCUCAACUAGGCCUAGAGCAAGAGUGAGAUUUCCAACAUUUAAAGUGUUUAUUUUUUAAAAAACACACAAAGGCCGUUUUUAAUCUUUGAAAAUUAUUUUUAAGCAAGUUGGGGAGGGGGUAUUUUUAUUUUCUUAAAGGAGACAUAUCAGAAGCUGGAAGAAAGCAUGAAAGUUUAGUAAGCAGUUUGUUGGGUAAGGGGGACCUGAGAGUUAGGGUUUGGGCCUCAGGACCAUCCAGGUAGCGCCUUGGUGAAGGGGAAUGAUAGAUUGGGAGGUAGGAAGAAAUCCACCUCUGCUGUUUUUAGGAUUAUUGCUCUAUUUUGUUUUUAAUAAAAUCUUUGAAAACCUA
Molecule: messenger RNA, 2109 nt
Organism: Miniopterus natalensis
Lineage: Eukaryota; Metazoa; Chordata; Mammalia; Chiroptera; Miniopteridae
Source: RefSeq, a predicted model, not a curated record